Messenger RNA from Malus domestica (apple), 1963 nucleotides. Its product is annotated as pentatricopeptide repeat-containing protein ELI1, chloroplastic. The record is from RefSeq and is a predicted model, not a curated record. NCBI's taxonomy places the organism in Eukaryota, Viridiplantae, Streptophyta, Magnoliopsida, Rosales, Rosaceae. Gene Ontology annotation, molecular function: protein binding; zinc ion binding.
AAUAUACACUAAAUAAUUGAGGGCGCCAAAUAUUUGAGAUAGCGUUGGCAAAACAAUGUCCUCAACCGCCACUUUGGCCACCACCGCACCCACUCACCACCACCGCCACCGCCACCACCCACCUUCAAUUGACAGACUCACAUUCCUAAUCGACAAGUCAAAAUCCAUCAACCACCUUCUCCAAAUUCACGCCCUUCUCCUCCGUCACGGUCUCCACCACCACCCAAUCCUGAACUUCAAGCUCCAACGCUCUUACACCUCGUUCGGCCGCCUCGACCACUCCGUCGCCCUUUUCCACCGCACCGACAACCCCACUGUCUACUUCUGGACCUCCAUUAUCCACAGCCAUGCCCAGUUGGGUCUUCAGAACCUUGCCCUCAUGUACUUCACCGAGAUGCUCACCAAUGGCGUUGAACCCAAUUGCUUCACCUUCUCCGCUGUUAUGAAAACUUGCCCGCUUGAGCCCGGAAAAGCACUCCAUUCCCAGACGAUUAAGCUCGGGCUCGAUUCGGAUUUGUAUGUCAGGACUGGUCUUGUGGAUGUUUACGCAAGAGCCGGCGAUGUUGUGUCUGCAAGGCAGCUGUUUGAUACAAUGCCUGAGAAGAGUUUGGUUUCGCUGACUGCGAUGAUCACUAGCUAUGCGAAAAGAGGGGCAAUUGAGGCGGCCCGCAAACUGUUUGACGGAAUGCAGGAGAGAGAUGUGGUUUGUUGGAAUGUGAUGAUUGAUGGGUAUGCUCAGCAUGGGAUGCCAAAUGAGGCUUUGUUUUUGUUUAGGAAAAUGCUGGCGGCAAAGUUUAAGCCGAACGAAUUGACCGUGCUGUCUUUGCUUUCUGCUUGUGGGCAGCUUGGAGCUCUUGAGUCUGGUCGAUGGCUUCAUUCUUACAUUGAAAAUAAUCGAAUUCGAGUCAAUGCUCAUGUGGGCACUGCAUUGAUUGACAUGUACAGUAAAUGUGGUGGCUUGGAGGAUGCUCGUCUGGUUUUUGAUAGGAUUCAGGAGAAGGACGUUGUUGUUUGGAAUUCGAUGGUUGUAGGAUAUGCGAUGCACGGAUUUAGCCAAGAUGCAUUGCAGUUGUUCAUUGAAAUGUGUAGAAUUGGUUACCGUCCUACUGAUAUAACCUUCAUCGGAGUUUUGACUGCUUGUGCUUAUGCUGGUUUGGUCAACAAGGGACGGGCUUUUUUCAGUUCAAUGAAGGAUGAAUACGGAAUAGAACCGAAGAUUGAGCAUUACGGGUGCAUGGUAAAUCUCCUUAGCCGUGCUGGGCAGCUGGAAGAAGCAUACGAGUUUGUGAAGAAAAUGAAGAUUGAUCCUGAUCCUGUCCUAUGGGGAACUUUACUUGGGGCUUGUAGACUCCAUGGUAACAUUGCUUUGGGAGAGGAGAUAGCAGAGUUUCUCCUUGGCCAAAAUCUUGCAAAUUCAGGAACAUAUAUUCUACUGUCCAACAUCUACGCCGCAGCGGGGAACUGGGAUGGGGUGGCAAGGGUGAGGGCCUUGAUGAAAAGCAGUGGGAUUCAGAAGGAGCCCGGUUGCAGCUCCAUUGAAGUGGAUAAUAAGGUACACGAGUUCCUUGCAGGGGAUAGGAGAAACCCGAGGAGCAAAGAAAUAUACACGAUGAUCGAGGAGAUGAACCGUUGGCUCAAGGCUCAUGGUUACACCCCACAGGUAGAUACUGUGUUACAUGAUCUGGGGGACAAAGAAAAGGAGCAAUCCCUUGAAGUUCACAGUGAGAAGCUUGCUCUUGCUUUCGGGCUAAUCAGCACACAAGCUGGAACAACAAUCAAAAUAGUGAAAAACCUACGCGUGUGUUCGGAUUGUCACGCUGUGACCAAGUUACUUUCGAAAAUCACGGGCCGAAAGAUUGUAAUGCGGGACAGAAAUAGGUUUCACCACUUUGUACAUGGUUCGUGCUCUUGUGGCGAUUACUGGUGAAUACUAAAUUAUCAACAUAACAUAGUUUCUCUGAGA